Messenger RNA from Komagataella phaffii GS115, 516 nucleotides. RefSeq lists its product as uncharacterized. Gene Ontology annotation, biological process: rRNA processing; negative regulation of transcription by RNA polymerase II. NCBI's taxonomy places the organism in Eukaryota, Fungi, Ascomycota, Pichiomycetes, Pichiales, Pichiaceae. The transcript has a single exon. The coding region runs from base 1 to 516 and encodes 171 amino acids. Gene Ontology annotation, molecular function: DNA binding. The record is from RefSeq and is a predicted model, not a curated record. Gene Ontology annotation, cellular component: nucleolus.
AUGGUGUCUUUUUCUUGUGAAGUCUGUAACGAUACUGUGAUAAAAAAGAAACUUGAGCAGCACACCACAGUAUGCUACGGUGCCUAUUUCACUUGCAUUGAUUGUUCUACAACAUUUGAAGGUAACACUUUUAGAUCUCAUAGUAGCUGUAUAAGUGAAUCUGAAAAAUAUGAAAAGGGUUUAUUCAGGGGCAAGAAGUAUAUGCCCUAUCACCAAACACUUCAAAGUUCUGGGAAGAGUAUCAUUCCAAAUACUCAAGCAAAAAAGCUGAAGUCAAGCGAGGAUAACAAGGACUUUCAACCCUCCUCAAGUAAUACCAUAUCUUCCAAGAUUAAAAAUUCAAAAUACCACGGAAAGGAAAUCCUUGAUAUUAAUAUUGGAAAUUAUAUUACGAAGAGGCAACCUUUGAACAAAUUUCUAAAAAAAAUUGCCAAGGAAACCAAACAAGAUAAGAAAAAAGUCUUAAGCAGUAUCUACAUUUGGAAAGAUGAUAAUGGAAGGGUUUUAAUAGACUAA